AUGGAUAAUCUGUCAGUCCAAUCAGAUGUAAACUUUGGCUUGAACUGGCUUGCUGUUGAAAUUGUGGGCGCCAAUGCCCUCGUAGCAGUAGAAGGACCAUCACACCCUAGAGUCAGAAGCCUUGUAAUUAAGGUCGUCAAUCAACCUGAUGCUCUUCGCAGGAUUGCUGCAAUGGUCACCUUUGAGAAAAUCGGUAAAUAUUUUGUGGGCUUUCAGCCAGUAUGCGCUGCUCUUUUAAGAGGGUUAAUACCACUGGCGGAACUAGAGGUUAAGAAUAAGUGUCAGAAGAAAGCCAUAGCGAUUUUCAAGGAGGAGAUGAAAAAGCGCAAGGAUGGAUGGAAUGAGGCAAAACCGAGAAACGAUUUAAUGGAUUAUGUGGGCUGUGUAUUUUAUAGCCAAAUAUACCCCAAUGUUUUGAAAAAGCUUGAGGAAGAGCACAAAUUUAUCACCAAAAAUGGAGGUAUAAUUACUAGUGAUGCCAACCAAAAAAUGAAAUGUACAACCAAGAUACAUGUCAUUGACAUCAUUAAUCGUCCAUUUUAUGCAAAGCUUGAAGUAGUGAUCAAAGAUGAUGUGCCUAUGCAUGUGCCUACGGUAACUGAAGGUGAUUUUACUGUGGUAACUGAAGAUGCCACGGAAACAAGUCAGGGUAGAACAAGGGAUUCGGGCCAAGCAUCCAAGAAGGAAAAUGAAAACAGCCAAGCCGUCUUACCCUGGGUCAUAUUUGGGGCAUUGGCAGUUGGUGUGGCUGUUCCUACAACCAUCUAUGGAGUUGUGGUUUUCACCAAAAAGAGUGGUGACACUCUUGAAAGAACUGGAAUGACCCACAUUGGCAACAAUUUGUCAAUGUGGACAACAGGAGGAGUGGCUGUCAAUUUUUUAACUACGGUAGUGGCACUCUUGGAGAGCUCACCAGCUUUGAGUCUCACCACUUCUUUUGGUGAAAAUGACAAUGCCAUACAUGGUUGCUGCGGCAACCACACAAAUUGCCAUAGCCCCAAAACCACGACGAAGCUUCCUCCUGGCCACAUGGGGAUUCCAUUUUUUGGAGAAAUGCUUCAUUUUCUUUGGUAUUUUCAGGUUAUCCUUCGGCCUGAUGACUUCAUUAACAAUAAAAGAGACAAAUAUGGUGAUGGAGAAGGAUUGUACAAAAGCCAUCUCUUUGGUUCACCCUCUAUAAUUGCAUCCUCUCCAUCAGCUAACAAAUUCAUCCUUCAAUCGGAUGCAAACUUUGGCAUGGGAUGGCCUGCCACUCAAAUUAUAGGCAACAAUUCCCUUCUUUUCCUCCAAGGAUCAUCACAUGCAAGGAUUAGAGGCUUAGUUGUGAAGGCCAUUAAUCAACCUGAUGCCCUCCGCAAGAUAGCCGUUAUGGUCCAACCAAGAAUAGUUGCAGCCCUUCGACUAUGGUCAGAGAAAGGGAGAAUUGUAGCAUUGCAAGAAGCUAAGAAGGUUACUUUUGAAAAUAUUGGGAAGUACUUUUGCGGGUUCGAGCCAGGACCCCAUUUGGAUACACUUGAUCAGCUAUUUGCGGGUAUGAUCAAAGGAGUUAGAAGUCAACCAAUUAAGAUUCCAGGGACUGCUUAUCAUCACGCCCUCCAGUGUCGGAAGAAGGUCAUGACAAUUUUGACCAAGGAGAUAAAUAAGAGAAAGUUUGAAGGCAAUGCUGCAAGAGCUGAGUUUGAUUUGUUGGACCAACUCUUGAACCUAAAAGAUGACGAUGGUCACCAAUUACAAGAUGAAGGGGUGCUUGAUAACAUUGUAGGCCUAAUAAUUGCUGGCUACGAAUCCACUUCACUUUCAAUUAUGUGGAUUUUGUAUUAUCUCGCCAAGUACCCUAAUGUACUAAAAAAGCUACGGGAGGAGCACAUGAAUGUUGGUACAAAUGGUGAUUUCAUAACACGUGAUGACAUUCUGAAAUUGCAGUACACAAACAAGGUUGUGGAAGAAACAAUAAGACUAGCCAAUGUAUCAGCAUUUGUUUUCAGGACAGCUAAGAGGGAUGUUGAGUACAAAGGAUACAAAAUACCUAAAGGAUGGAAAGUAAUCUGCUGGCUACGAUACAUUCAUACAGAUCCAAAAAAUUUUGAAGAUCCAUUGUGUUUCAAUCCAGAUAGAUGGAACGAACAACCAAAGCCUGGGACAUUCUUGGUCUUCGGUGGGGGUUCAAAGAUUUGUCCAGGAAAUAUGCUUGCUCGAAUGCAGGUUGCUAUUUUUAUCCACCAUCUGGUUGUAGGAUACAGGUGGGAACUAGUCAAUGAAGAUGCAGAAAUGAGUUAUCUCCCACAUCCAAGACCAAUUGAUGGGGUUGAGAUUAACAUAAGCAGAACCUAAUAGCAAAAGAAGCCCGCUGUUCUAUUUUGUGCUUCAUGAUCUUGUUUGGAGUUUUCAGCCUUAAUAAGUCUCUUUUAAGAAGUCAUCACGUUUGCAGGCCCUUUUCUUCUUCUUUCUUUUUUC
Coffea arabica (coffee) is the source of this 2454-nucleotide messenger RNA. RefSeq names its product ent-kaurenoic acid oxidase 1-like. The record is from RefSeq and is a predicted model, not a curated record. Gene Ontology annotation, molecular function: heme binding; monooxygenase activity; oxidoreductase activity, acting on paired donors, with incorporation or reduction of molecular oxygen. Gene Ontology annotation, biological process: sterol metabolic process; brassinosteroid homeostasis; brassinosteroid biosynthetic process. NCBI's taxonomy places the organism in Eukaryota, Viridiplantae, Streptophyta, Magnoliopsida, Gentianales, Rubiaceae.